Messenger RNA from Brassica oleracea var. oleracea, 609 nucleotides. RefSeq lists its product as uncharacterized. NCBI's taxonomy places the organism in Eukaryota, Viridiplantae, Streptophyta, Magnoliopsida, Brassicales, Brassicaceae. Bases 1 to 609 code for a protein of 202 amino acids. The record is from RefSeq and is a predicted model, not a curated record. The transcript has a single exon.
AUGUUACUAAAAGAGGUGUUACCAAACGCUCAGGAGGUGAUAGAUUCUGAAGUUGAUGACAAGUACGUAUGGUUUCCGGAGGCUGAUCGGGGUAAUGGUAGCUUCUCAGCAAGCAAUACGUGGAGAGCUCUUCACCCCUAUCUAAUAGAAAUGUUUUGGCAUAAAGUUGUGUGGUUUAAUGGAAGAAUCCCCAAGCAUGCCUUUAUGACAUGGGUGGCGGCUCGAGACAGAAUGGUUACAAGAGAUAGGCUUAUUGGUUGGGGGCUGACGGUUCCAUCCACUUGCGUUCUCUGCGUGGGACACGAUGAGAGUCGACAACAUCUAUUCUUUGAUUGUCACUUUAGUAACAAGGUCUGGUCUUACUUUCUUUCUCGGCUGCACCUAGCUCCUCCGACGGGUUUUGAAGCUGUGUUGAGAUGGCUUAAAGCUCCCUCGAGAGAUAAGAAUGUGGUUCUCAUUAUUAGACUCAUUUUUCAAGUUGUGCUGUAUGUGAUUUGGAAAGAGAGGAACCAAAGGAUUCACACAACAGUGGAAAAGCCUUCAGACACUCUGAUUGCAGAGAUUCAGCAGACGAUUCGGCUCAGAUUGGACCCGUUGGCUCGAAGGUAG